Molecule: messenger RNA, 3731 nt
Organism: Dunckerocampus dactyliophorus (ringed pipefish)
Lineage: Eukaryota; Metazoa; Chordata; Actinopteri; Syngnathiformes; Syngnathidae
Gene: cart3
Product: cocaine- and amphetamine-regulated transcript 3
Exons: 3
Coding region: 151-537 (128 amino acids)
Biological process (GO): G protein-coupled receptor signaling pathway; cellular response to starvation; positive regulation of MAPK cascade
Molecular function (GO): neuropeptide hormone activity
Source: RefSeq, a predicted model, not a curated record
CGGGAUGACUCACCCAAGGCGACUGUUAUACGCAUGACAAAACAUGGGAGGGGGGAUUAAAAAAAAAAAAAAAAGGUGAGGUGGAGCAACCAGACGGCAGGCGUCAAAUAAAAAAAGGUGUUUGGCUCGUCGGAGUCACAAUCUGAGACGAUGAUGAAGCCGUGCACCGCUACCAUGCAGAGCUCCAUGAGGCGUCUCGGAGGCGCGCUGGUGUGCGCACUGAUGCUGCUCUCCUGCGCCUCGCAAGCCCACGUCCUGGACUCCGAGUCCGAGGAGGAGUUGAACCCCAGAGCCCUGCGAGAUUUUUACCCAAAAGGACCCAACCUGACCAGCGAGAAGCAACUGCUUGGAGCUCUCCAAGAAGUUCUCGAAAAGCUUCAGGCUAAACGGCUGCCUUUGUGGGAGAAGAAAUUCGGCCAAGUCCCGACGUGUGACAUCGGGGAGCAGUGCGCGGUGAGGAAAGGCGCUCGGAUCGGGAAGAUGUGCGACUGUCCUCGGGGAGCUUUCUGCAACUUCUUCUUGCUCAAGUGCUUAUGAGCCUGCUCGGUUCCCAGCGUCGAAUGUGUCAUCAAGACGACAGAUAGAACAUUGUCUUUGGAAUUGUACGUUCAUACUUUUCAAUGAAAAAGCUGGGAGUGGCGUGACAUGUGAGGGAUUGAAAUGAAUAUACAGUGGAACCUCGGUUUUUCGUUAGUAAUUCGUUCCAAAAAUACAAAAAACCCACUGAGAAUUUCAUCUCUAUUGUCACAGUUUUUCAAAAAUAUCAUCAUUAAUAAAUCAUCAAUAAGUGUUUUUGUGGUUGAAUACAGCCUAUUAAUUAAUACAUAUUAAUUCGUUUUUAUGAAAUGACGCAUUUUCAAGCAUAAAAAUGGCUAAAUAAACUAAAAUACCAAUAUAAGGCAUUCAGAAGACGCAUUCAAAGACGCUGUGAUGAUAUGUAGUAUUCUACACUGGUCACGAGGUGUCAGUAAUUACUGUAAUGUUCAGUGAGACACACAAGCACCAGCCUUGAUCGCUGGGACGACAGACUUCUAUUGCAGGUUUGAAUGAUCUUGCAACCACGCCAAGCUAAAACUCAACUCACUUCCUGUCUGCCUCCCAUUCUCCUAAGCAACACAUUUACAGCAACACACACACGCGUGAGUCUUAUUUAUGUCUUAAAUGGCUUAUUUUCUCUUAUUAUGUCAACUGUGUUGGGUGAUAAGAGUGUAAAGGUGACUAUAGGGGUGUUAUGCCAUGUCUAGAGGGCUCUAAUAAUGUUAACAACCACAUUUAGAAGGUCGUAAACUGCUCUAACUACUAAAGUAUUCUAUUUAUAAAUAAGGAAGCUUACUUAUCACAAUAAACGUGGCGUUGCUGUAACUAUUAAUUUAUACUUUCGUAGUCUGCUGCUAGUUCUUUCUUGAAAUCUUUAUCCAAGUGCUUUCACUAAUAACGCUAAUAACUUGGCCCCAUGGCAGGUGAUUUAGCAGUUGGACUAAAUAAAAAGCACAGAGAUUAAGUUAAACGCGUGGUAUGUCUUGUUUGGGCACCCGAUUCCGUGAAAACAUAUGUGAGCAAAGCGACUAGUCUGUUCCGUGCUCGGAGACCCAGACUGUGUACAAAAACUGUGGACGGAAUUUUGUCAAAUCGAAAACCGAGGUUUCACUGUAUUGUGUUUUGUUCAAAAGUUUGGAGACAUUUUCAUAUGCUGUUCAAUGAGAAAGUGUCUCUAAACUUUUGAGUGGUACUGUAUAUACGUAUGAUGCAUAAUACUCACCACAGGGAUGAGCCUGGGCUUAUCAGAGCUGCCUUUGCAAAGAAAAUGCUCACUUUUGAAGAGGUGUUCCUUCAUUAUUGUGGUUGUAUUUUGCACUGAGCGCUGUUCAACUACACGACUCGAAAUAUUCAAAAGAGCUCUCUGUAAACCAUGGGCUUUGUUCAGUGUACACCCUGACUGAGCGUUGGAAUUGUCAACACAGCUCUUUUAGUGUACACGCUGUGUAAUUUGUGUUUUCAGGACCACUCCAUAUUUCUUCCAUCAAAAAAGCUGUUUAACGCCACCACCGGCCUUCAAGUCCUAAAAACUGUUUUGUCACGAUAAAUGUUUGUGUAUGUGUCGUGACGUGAGAAAUAAAUGGUGAACUGUGUUUUGUAAAGCAGUGCGGUCGUCACAUACUCCUUUUACCACAGGACGUCGUCAAGAACUAUCGAUCAGCGGUGCCUGUUUGCAGUCCACACCUAAUUCCCACCGAACAGAGGCACCCUACAUAUUGUGCUCAGCAUUGUAAAUUAAAUAUCGAGCAGGAAUAGGAAAUGGUGUCCUUCCUUUGAUGAAGUAAUGAUUCGUUAACACCGAGAUAACUUUUCUGUAACGUACUACAAGCUCGCACCAGAUUCAGACUGAGUGUAAUUACCUGCUGAACGUUCAGCAAGUGAGUACUCGCCUCACGUUUGAUUAUAUCUUCACAAGGCACGCUACCAUGGAAAUGAAACUUGAAUGUGACACGUUUUCUGCACUGCAAAAACAGCCACAUUUGAAAGAAGCCACAACUUUUCUUAUUUCAAGCAAAAAAUUCUGCCAACGGGAUAAGCAAAAUUUGUCUGGCUAGAAUUCUCAUAACUAGAUUAUUCAUCUUGUGACUUUUAACGAGUCACACGAGUCCUAUAAUAAGCAAGUUGUAGGUAGAUUUAAGUAAAAAUGUUUCUACAUAUUCUAGAUGUAGGAGUAUUUUUCUAUUUUCUUACAAUUUCAAGUCUCCAGUUAACCUGUCACGCAUGUGGAAGGAAGCCAGCACAGGGCGGAGCGUGUGAGCGUGAGUUCCGCACAGAUGCGUUCCAAUGGUGAUUGAACAUACUAACCGCUCGGCCACCAGGCAGCUAACAUCGUUUCUUGUCGGCAUGUUAGUUAUGUUGGUUACUUCAAAUGAGGCAAAUGAUAUGGAUGGAACUUUUUUAUGUAAAAAGACUGUGAUUGGAUCUAAGAUUCGCUUAAUUUAGGAAAUAAACACUAUUAGAACUCUUUUUGGGCAUGAUUUGCAUGUAAAUUCACUAUUUUUUACAUUUUUAAACUAUAUAAAAAGAGUGUCAUAUUUUCUUGAAUUAAGUUGAAUAGUUUUACACAGAUUUUAUGACUGGAUUUCAGUUAAUAAAUCUUGGUACGCUUUGUGAAGUUUGCUGUGCAGCCUUCACAUUGGUCCGAAAUCAGCAAAUCUUUACAUUUAUUUUCUGUGUGUGAGUCCAUUCUUAAAUUUAGAAAGUUUAGAAACAAGUUUUAUUCUUAAUUUAACACAAAUAUUCUUAAUCUGUUGCUGAAGAAGAAUCAAAAUUAAGUUUUUAGCUUGUUAUAAGAAAAAAACAACUCAUUUCUGGCAAAAAAUAUCUUCAUAAGAAUUGGCUAGCUACACUCUCCUAAUAUAACAUUAUUUUUCUCAAGUGUAAAUUGCUGGACAGGAUAUUUUUCUUUUUCGGAAAAAAAAAGAAAUGAUUGCUGAAAAUGGGACUUUUUUUACUUUCUUGAAAUGUAGUUUUUGCAGUGUAAGCUGCAUGGUGGCCGAGUGGUUUGUAUGUUAGCCCCACAGUCAGGCAACCUGGGUUCAAUCACCUUUGGAACACAUCUGUGUGGAACUCACACACUCCCCCCUGUCCUGGCUUCCUUCCAUAUGCAUGGUAGGUUAAUUGGAGACCCUUUAAAUUGUAAGAAAAUAGAAUAAGACUCAGCUAAUUUUAUAUAAGAGCAUUUGGCUUACUUC